GCAAUGGCGGACCGAACGUACGGGAUGGAGUCCGCUGUGCCUGCAAAACGACCUAGACUGGACUUCCCAGAGGAUACUUCAUCCCAACAAUAUGACAGUGACUUCCAUUGUUUUGCAGGAACAUCGGAGCUACUUACAGGGGGCUACAGUAAUGGUGCAGAGUUCACGAUCACUUCAGAUUCUGGAUUCAAUGAACUUACACCACCACAAAGCUUGGAGGAUGACAUAACAACUCCAAGAACAAGCUCCAGUCAAGAUGAAAACAUUGGUAGAAUCGAAAACCACUUAAGUAAUGAUAAUACCAAUGACAGCUCAAUCAUCGACUGUUCAGAAAAUUGGCCCAAUGGAACAGCAACUAGUCAGGAGGAGGACGAGGAUGAAGAAGACAGACAGUCCGUGGCAUCAACAACGUCUAACCUCAGUGGACUGUCGGACUUUUCUAAUUUCUCUGGAAAGGAUUGGAAACCUUGUGCUGGUCCAAUGUCUUGGGUCCAACAACAAAUGUUGCGCGGGGUUAACCCACGUACCAUCCUUACCCACGUCCUCGGAGCCACAACUGCGAUUCCCGAGGGAGUUCCUGAUGUGACACUUUGGCGCCUGAUUGUGAACAUGUUAUCAGAGCCACCUCGAAGAGAAAAAUUACGUCAUAUCAAUACAAUCGAAGACGUAGUGAGAUUAAUGAAGUCCUGUCGGAAGAUCAUCGUCCUGACUGGUGCAGGGGUGUCAGUUUCCUGUGGCAUCCCGGACUUUAGGAGUAGAGAUGGAAUUUACGCCCGGCUUGCCAUUGACUUCCCUGAUUUACCAGAUCCACAAGCAAUGUUUGAUAUACACUACUUCAGACGAGACCCCCGCCCAUUCUUCAAAUUUGCCCGGGAGAUUUACCCUGGACAGUUUACUCCGUCUCUCUGUCACAGAUUUAUUCGUCUAAUAGAACAACACAACAAAUUAUUACGGAAUUACACCCAGAACAUCGAUACACUAGAACAAGUAGCAGGGAUAGAGAAUGUCAUUCAAUGUCACGGUUCAUUUGCCACAGCUACUUGUCAGAGAUGCAACCACAGGGUCAAUGCCCAAGGCAUAAAAGAAGAUAUUUUCUCUCAGAGGAUUCCCCGGUGUACUCAGUGUGAUACAAAUGAGGAAAACGGACAUGAAGACUUAAUGGUAAAGGAAGAAAUCCCGAAUGUAAGCCAAGAUGAACCUGUAAAUACACAACAGGAUACAACAUCCAGCAUACACUUAAUGCCUCACAGACCGCCAGAUUCACCACAGUUUCCACCCCAACCAAUUAUGAAGCCAGAUAUUGUGUUCUUUGGUGAGGGUUUACCUGAUGAGUUUCAUGAUAAAAUGGCAGAAGAUAAAGAUGAAUGUGACUUACUAAUUGUCAUAGGAUCCUCCUUAAAAGUUCGCCCAGUGGCUUUGAUUCCUAGUUCAGUUCCUUCACAUGUGCCUCAGAUUCUGAUCAACCGUGAACCUCUACGGCAUCUCACCUUUGAUGUUGAACUUCUAGGAGACUGUGAUGUGAUAAUAAAUGAACUUUGUCACAGAUUAGGAAAUGGAUGGAAAAAAUUAUGUGCAGAUGAAAGUAUGACUGAAAUCAAAGAAUUACCACCCAGACCACUUGAGCCACCCAGUAUAAAUAUCAGUAGUGCUGAUGGAGAGGAUACCAAUGCUUUUCCAGGAACUGCAUUAGUAGCUCCUCAGAAUGCUCCACAUCCUCGGGAUGAAAGUGAUAUUGAAGCACUCAGAGCUUGCUGGGCCCCAAAAGUUCGUGAGACGGUUGCUUCAAGAUUACCAGAUAAUAUGUUCCUGUACACUGGUGGUCAUAAGUAUAUUUUUCCUGGAGCUGAAGUGUAUUAUGAUCCAGAUGAUGAAUUUGAGGAGACCAAAUCUCACAGUUCAGAAUCUGAUACUGAUGAAAUAGAACCAAGAGAGGAAAGUCAAGAAUCCUUUCACAGUAACCACACUAAUGGUUCCUCUAGCCACCAUCCUAGAUUAGAUGAAGAAUUUCAUUCUACAGAAACACCUCACCUGUCACCAGAAGAUGUCGAUAGUCUCCUCUCAACUGCAGAUAAUGGUCAAAGCCAAGAACAUGUUGAGGAUUGGACUAGCCUUAAUGCAAGCUUAGAUACUUCUCUAGAUUGUGAUCACACUCUGACAGGCUAUGAAACAGACAGUGCUCACCACACAGAAGAAAGUGCAUCAAAAAUAAUUGAAACCAUAACUAGAUGUUCUCCUUCAUCUGACCUAUGACCUUACUUCAGGAGAGAAAUAAGACUUUAAAUCUUUUGAAUAAGUCUUUUUUCUUCUUCUUCUUCUUAAAAAACGUUUAUAAAAGCUGAUAAAGAAAUCUGAAAAAGACUUAACAACCAGUGUAAAAAGAGUGGUUGGUUGACUGUUGUACAAUUUCCAUUCGGACAAAUUGAAGUCAGUCAUUUUUAUCCAUAACACUAGCUAAAUAAAUAGCAGCUUUAAUUGAAAAAUUGUGUGUGAUUGACUCAUUAUUUAAAACCGUCCCUUUGUUCAUGUUAAUCUCCAUUUCUACUGCAUAUUUUGAAGUAAUAGCCAGAUAUAAAGUUAGGUACCAAAUAAAUACCAACACAAUGUGCAAUUGUUAUUCUGAAAACUGUUGGACCUUCUGUUUGGACACAUGGCUUGAAGCUGAUGGUUGUUUGCUGGAAGGUCUCAAUUAUUUAAAAAAAAUAGAGGUUAUAAUUUGUUAAGUUAGAUGUACAUUAAUAUAUAUCUUUGUACGGAAUGUUGACUUUUUACACCUCUUCGUCUAAAAUGCCCCUGGAAGUGUGAAAUCAGGUAUAAGAUUCAACUGGGUAUCAACUUGUCAUUCUUGCAGUUAUAUUUAAUGCUGGUCAUGGUCUUUGCUUUAGUAUUUUCGAAAUUAAAUAAAUUGAGACCUUCUAGUAACUUUACACAUAGCUUGGACUUUAACAGGUCAUGUACUAGGUAAUCCAUGAAGGUUAUUAGACUGAAAUUUUAGUCAAGUUUGCUUUUGUUCCUUUGUCAUUCAGAUUAAAUCUUCAUUGCUAUGAAGCUCAUUGUAUUGGGUAGUGCCAAGCAUUGACAUUUAUUCUUAUAAUCAGGUGAUUGGUUGAACUCAGUGAAUAUAUUCAAGAUUGAACUUAUUGACUCAUAUAACACCACAACUUAAAUUUACUACUGUGAUAAGAGCCACAUGGAUUAUCAGCAUGAUCCUGCAAAAAGGAUUAUUGCCAGUAUGAAAAAAUUGCCCACCAAAUAGGAUUUGUUCUGUUUUAGGUUCAGGGGUUUGAACAGGCAAACUCUAAGUUGGUGGGCAUCAACAGGGUUGUCUGAGUUAUCCUCAGUCAUUGUUCUUGCUUCAUGUCUCCUUCAGCUUACUGUUUAACUAUCUAUGUACUUCCUGUCUUAGGCGUAAGGUUGAAGCCAUGGCAUUUAUAGCUAAAAAUUUCUAUCUUCAUCACAAUACCAAAAAGAUUAGAGUUUACAAAAGGUAAUGAUAACUCUAUUCAAGGUAUAUGUUUUAUUUAAUGUCAACAUCCUUUAGGGUGAUUUUUAAAUAAAUAUGGUGUGGAUAUGAAACUCAUACACUUUGAAUACAUAUAUUUUCAUCUAAUGCUUGUGCCUAGGCUGAUGAUUUUUUUUAGUUGUCUUGGGUGCUUUAUUGGAAAGGUUUGAGGUACUUCCCAUUGUAUGAGUUUUCUCAAUUGAGGCUGGCUUGGACCUCCCUGUUUAUACAGAACCGGUUGAAUUUUCAUAGUUUUUCAUUUCCGUUUAUGUUCACAUUUUUGGAGAGAAUUUUCAUUAGGUCCUACCUCAUUUUUUGUGUAGCCAUUUUAUAAGGAGCAAUGCUUUGACAUUGAUUAUUCUUUUUUUAUGAAUCCUUUGCAGGCAUGAGGAUCCUACUCACUCAACACAAGUCCUGCACAAUACCCGGCAAUGUCAAAAAUCGUCUUGUUUUGGUAUAAUGGUCCUUCAGUGACUGCCAUUAACAAAUGAUUUAAUUUGCAUUUAUAAUUCCGUCAUGUCAAACGGUCUUUCAUUACAACUGAAUAGUCUGCAAAAGGUACUGAAUGUUUUCAUUUUAUUAUUAAAAGUCCAUACAUACCCAGCCUGCAACUGCAUAUAACAGCCUUAACCAUUGUCCUUUUUUUAAUGACACGUCGAAAUAUGACGGUCCACCUGGGGUCUCGUACAAAUAUUUUAGUUAUACUGUAAUACAUUACACUUGUGUGAUUCUGCACCUCUGAUUAUCCUGUUAUGCAUUUAUUCAGCUUCAGAGUGUUGUAAAGUUAUAUCAGAUUUAAUAGUUACUGUUUACAGUAUGCAGCAGGGCCAAAUUAAUCUAUCAUUAUUUUCUAAAUUUAGAACAGGGUAAAUUCAGUAAAAAUAUUUAACAUUCUAUAUUUAAUUUUUGUUAAUAGCAACAAAUUUUCAACCAUUCUUCUAAUGUUAUGGCAAUCAAAUGGGUGAGCAAAUCUGGAGGCUUAUUGUCCUACAUUGGCAAUGACCACCUGUAUGUAUGGUUUACAUCUUGACUUGUGUUGCUCUGCACUUGGUUGCCAAUUAUCUGUAAUUGAAAAUCCACAAAGUUGUAGGCUUAUUGUUCCCAUCUUUUGAAAGUUGGUUAAUGUAGAUACUUCUUCGUUACUUCACUUCUUGUUGCUGUGGAAGAGGGCGCGACCUCUUAAUGGGCAUUAAAUUUAAUUUUAGGCAAGCCAUAGCUUCACUGUUCUGUUAUUAAAAGAAGUAUGUAUUGUACUUCAAAUAGUAUGUUCAAUGUUUGGAAGUUGAGUUAACUACCUUCAUCCCCCCCCCACCAAAAGGAAAUUCCUUUCUGAGAGUAAUUCAAACCAGGAUGGUAAUUAGCAUGUGCAGCUUCACCCAUAUUUUUUAUAUGUCAGUUCCCUGAGACUUAUCUCAUACUUUGUAUCUUGGAUUGUCAGCCAAUUUUAUCCUAAUGUCUCACUGCCAUAUCAAAAACAAAAAAAAAUUAUCUUAGUAAUUUAAUGAUAGUGUUAAAAACUCAGUGCAUAUAGCUAUAACAUUAAAUUAAUGUUAUUAAACAAUUUAUUCUAUUUUUGGAAUGAGCUGUAUCAAUCAUUUCUGAUAUUUUAUCAACAAUUGCAAAGUUUUAUCCCAUUCAUAUACUCAGCAACAUUUGCAGAUUAUUCAUUAAAAUCUACAUGUUCUCUAUCAUCUGCUAGGUGCCUCAUGUGCACCAUAAUAGGAUCUCAGUCAGGCUACAAACUAUAUGAGGACGAUGAAGAUAGAAACUUGUUAUAUAAAGAGAAUCAGGGGUAAAGUUCAUAGUUUUUUGUACUUUGAAUGUUCUCCCACCAAUGUUCUUGGUGUCUAUUUUGAUUCUAGACAAGGCGACUUAUUUUCAUCGAUCCUCAUAUUACCUAUCUGUACAUUUUGUAAAGUGUCGCUGUUUAGCAUCAAGGGUCCAAUGGCAUAACAUAACCAUAUUGUUGCUGUUACACAUUAAGACUUGCCGAAGGUACAACUGCAGCUUUUUCAUGUGGCCUAAAAUGCAAAUGUUCUCUUUUGUCUAAGCUAAGAACAGCAAUAAAGUAUUCCUUUUUUUUGUA
This is a messenger RNA of Homarus americanus (American lobster), 5585 nucleotides long. RefSeq names its product NAD-dependent protein deacetylase sirtuin-1-like. The transcript is spliced from 11 exons. NCBI's taxonomy places the organism in Eukaryota, Metazoa, Arthropoda, Malacostraca, Decapoda, Nephropidae. Gene Ontology annotation, molecular function: NAD+ binding. Bases 4 to 2250 code for a protein of 748 amino acids. The record is from RefSeq and is a predicted model, not a curated record.